UAACAAGGUUCCAUCAGUACAGUAGCUUAUUCGCAUGACAGUGUCAUAUUUCUGUUUACAAUGGAAAGGGAAAAUAAUUUUAAUGUGACGAAAAUGAAACAUUUUGCAAAACUCCACGAGAAAAUCCAAAACAAAUACAAUGAAAUGCAAAGGAAACUCGAGAAAUCUAAAUCAGUAGAGUCAUUGACGACAGACGAUUACAAUUCGUUUAAAGACAAUAUGAAGUGUUCAAGUACUAACGAUUUAACUGACGAUGUCUUCAUUGAUAAUCAUAAUAAAAAUUAUCCUUUAAUGCACACAGUAAUAGUGGAAGAUAUUAAUAAAAUUGAAAUAAGUAUUACCGAUGUUCACUCGAAAGCAGCGAGCGUUUCAGAGUCGGCGGAGACUAGUCUCAAUGCGGAUAGUUCUGUCAAUGGAAAAAGUCAGGGCGUCCAGGAUCCCGAAACUGAUAAUGCAAAUAAAAAUGUUGAAAAUGUCGACAUGGUCGAUGAAUUCUUGAACGAGUGGAUAUUUAACAAUGACAUGUUAAAUGAAAUCGAUGAGGACAAUAGGGCUCCGUCAGUCUCGGCGAGUCCAAGGCCUUCUCUAAGAUCUAAAAUCGGCUCCCGCAUGUCAGCUGUGCGGGAGAGACGGCGCGAGUCUAAGGAGAAGAGAUUGUUGGAAAAAAAGUCGUCGCUCCAAAUCUCCAAAUCAGAUAAGUUACUUUUGAGUUCUGCUUCAAAAUCCGAUGUUAGACUAAAAGAAAGGAGAACAAAAUUCGCAACAGUCACAAUUGCGCUAAUCGAAGUAUCCGGAUUGAACGUCGACCCGGCAGAUGAAAGGCUAAACUUGCAAUGUCGUUUCAGGUUGGGUGUAGAAAAACACAAAUCAAAGCUUAUCAAAAAUGUAGUUACCCCUAUUGUGAAGUGGCAAGAACUUUUUAACAUGAAUAUGUAUGACGACAACCUACUUGAAAUAUCGCUUAUGGCUAUGGAUAAAAGAGACGGAACUAUUGGCAAAACCACAGUCGAUCUAUCUAUAUUAGAACAGGAAAAAACUCAUGUCAUGAGAUUGCCUCUAGAAGGUUCCAUGGACAACGCCGAAGUAUUUUAUCUACUCACCAUCAGUGGAACUCCAUACGACGGCCUGCUUGUAGACCUUGAUAAUUAUCAAGAAUAUCAAAUGAGAUUGCAAUCAGAAGACGAAGAAUUCAGUUGGUUCCAACUAGAAGACUUCGGUAAAGUUGGUCGUUUGUCCGUCAUCGUCUACGGCGCCAAAGGCUUAGCGUUACCUGACUGUUACUGUAGUUUAAAGUUGGUCAACCAAAGAAGGCAAACGCACACCGAAUACAGAACAAAUGAUCCAAACUGGAUGAAAACUUUUACAUUUGAUGUAACGGAUAUAACUUCAAAAUUGGAAGUAUUUGUUCGAGAUGAAAGGAAAGAUGAAGAAGUUGGUCGAAUAGUAGUUCCGUUACUUCGCAUAAGAAAUGAUGCCAAAGUUUGGUACAUACUCAAGGACGAAACAUUGCGAGAAAGGGCCAGAGGACAAAAUCCUGCAAUACAACUAGAAAUGAGAAUCUCUUGGAACAUAAUUAAAGCUUCUUUGAGAAUUAUAAGACCAAAAGAAAUCGAUUAUCUCGAAACAAGUGAAAAAUUUGACAGGAAACUCUUUUUUAAAAACAUUGCUAGAGCAAAAGGUGUGUCGAUUUGGAUACUGGACUUUAUAAAUUCACUUAGGUCCUGCUUCGAAUGGGAAUCCAGAUAUUGGAACACUUUUUGGCUUAUAUUUUGGCUAUUGUUUAAUUGGUACUUUAGACCUUGGAUGGUGCCACUGCUUUUAAUAAUACCGUUCAUAUGGUACAGACCACCUAAAUACUUUCUUGUUAAUUGGAAAUCUUACAUAAUGCGUAGGAUGCGUAAUAGAGAACAAUCAAUAGAUUUAGACAAGAUAUAUAGAAAAACGCUUUGGCAAAAAAUAAAUAACUUGCAAGACUUGAUCUACACCGCACAAAUAUUUUUGGGCAAAUUCGCAUCUUUUGGGGAAAGUGUUAAAAACUUAUUCAACUUCUCUGAUCCAUAUGUAAGCUUAUUGGCCAUAUUUUUUUUACUCUCAAUAUCUACAAUUAUAUGCUUAAUUCCUGUCAAAUACUUAUUUAUGGGAUGGGGUAUAAAAAAGUAUGUGAGGAAAAUGAUUUGGCCAAAUAGAGUGCCACACAGCGAAGUAAUGGAUUUGAUCUCACGAGUACCCAACGAUGAGGACUUGAUCGAUUAUGAAUUGCUUCCAACGGAAUCGGCAAUGAAAUCACAGUUCCUAGGAAAAGACAAAGACGAAGAAGAGGUGUUUCAAGAUUUAAUAGUUUGUGAAGAAGAUACAGAAAAUAUGCAAAACAUAGAAGGCAUUUAGAUGCUUUAUAAUGUAUUACUGUACUACGUAAUUUGUUGAAAAAAUAAUAAAUAAUGCCGUCCUAACAAUAGUGUUUGAAUCUAAUUCAAUCGCAAUCGAAUCUUCGCAAGAUCAUUGUAUGUAUGUACCCUAUAUAGUCUAUUCUAUAGUCUAUUCUAAGUACCCUAUAUAUUUUAACUAGACCGAAACAUACUACAUACAUUAAACAUUCCACAUAAGAAAUUGUUAUAACAAUACGAUAUAACUUUUGAACUAUUUACUUAUUGUGUGAUUAGGGAUCCCUAGAGGUUUCUGCAUAGAAUACCUAGUGUAUAGUAUUACGAGUAUAUGUGUUCGCGUGGAACAUUGAUGAAUGGCAUAUUAAUACACAGCGGACGAUUCACGAGUGUUCAGGGCGACAGGGAGCCAUUUAUCUUCGAGGGAAGACCACGUUUAGUUUUUUUAGCAAACGUUUAGUUUGAUGAAUGAUAUGACGUUUCUCGUUCAGAUUUUGAUGGGGUCAGGUGAUGGUGAAAAUUGAAACCUUUUAGUCCGUCUAUCUAGAAUCAUUUUUCUCAAAAAUUUCAAUUUCAUAAGAGAAACCCAUCGGGACUUUGAAAUUGGCAGGAAGCAAGGUGACAAAAAGCCUGACACAUAAAGGAAAAAUUCCGAAAUGCGAUUUUUCUUACAUCGCAGAAAAAAACAUGACGAACUUAUAUUUCUAAUAAAGCGCACAAAUUUAUGUUUGCUUUUAUUAGUAGAAGAGGUAACUAUCGAAUAGAUAA
Plodia interpunctella (Indianmeal moth) is the source of this 3149-nucleotide messenger RNA. Its product is annotated as multiple C2 and transmembrane domain-containing protein-like. Gene Ontology annotation, molecular function: calcium ion binding. The record is from RefSeq and is a predicted model, not a curated record. Lineage: Eukaryota; Metazoa; Arthropoda; Insecta; Lepidoptera; Pyralidae. The transcript has 15 exons. Gene Ontology annotation, biological process: regulation of neurotransmitter secretion. Gene Ontology annotation, cellular component: synaptic vesicle membrane. Bases 61 to 2385 code for a protein of 774 amino acids.